GUGGUGUCUCUGAGCCAUAUUUCAUAUAUUCCAAUUUUUAAUAAUCCAACAAAAACAUUCAGAAUUACAAGAGGUCCAACCUAGCAGCGACGACAAUGAAGUUGUGGUUCUUCACGGCAACAAUUUUGGUAGAAGUUUUAGUGUACCCUUAUCUUGGUAAGAGCCAAAUCUAUGGCAGUUCUGCACCCUUCAACAUUCCUAACAGUGGGGUAUUUACUGGUCUGAGCAUUUUAGGACCAAGAUAUGAAAAUUUAGACAUGUUACAAACAUUUGAAAGUUUCGUGUCUGGUUUCGACACAACUGACAUCUCAGGAAAUCGACAGUGGCGCCAUGAGCGACGUAAGCCUGAUGGACGAGUGAUUGGGAAUUACGGUAUAUUAGAUCGUAACGGACAAGCUCACAUUGUGGAUUAUAUAGCAGAUGAAAAUGGAUAUCGUGCCAUAGCGAGAGACAAAGAUUUCAUAGUUCAAUCUAAUCACCCCACUUUUGGUGACACUCAUUUCCUUCCACUACCCCCAGAUCCCAAUGUUCAAGUCUCCAGACCAUUUCCAGAUCCUCCUUUACAUCCUGGUCUUAUCCCUUAUGAUGGUAUUAACUUUCAUCCAGAUGUUGACAUCACUCGAGGAAAUGUUGAUAUUUAUCCUAAACCUGGUCCAUAUCCACAAAUUCCUUUCUUAGAACAAAAUCCAGUGCUAUUCCAACCAACAGGGGUCCAUCAACUCUAUAACCCAUCUUUUCCACCGAUAGAUGAUCGUAAUUUAAAAGCAAUAGGACAACCUCGGUCUUUCAAUUCUACACUUUUUUUCACCAGCUGGCGGCGGUAUAUUAGAAAGAGUAGGACAUUCUAGGUCACUCAGUGCGCCGUAUGUUCUACCAAUUGGUGGUGGAUUGCUGGAAACAAUAGGAUAUUUCAGAACCAAUGAUGUUCCUGUAAACCCGAAUACUCGUAAUAUUCCACUAGAAGGCAGGCACAUUGAUCCAAGUAAUUUACCGUCAUUCAGUGAAACGACUCAACCUCGAACAUUUCCAGAGCUUGGCCAUUUUCUUAUUAGCCGAAAAACAAACAACGCCAGGAAUCAGUACCCAGAAAACAGUGGCAUAGGCAGUGACAGGCAGGGCUACUACCCAGCAGAUAGAGCAAAUUAUAACCUGAUUUAUGACAGAGUAUAUCAAAGUCCACUUGCCUAUUUGU
Molecule: messenger RNA, 1192 nt
Organism: Limulus polyphemus (Atlantic horseshoe crab)
Lineage: Eukaryota; Metazoa; Arthropoda; Merostomata; Xiphosura; Limulidae
Exons: 3
Coding region: 96-848 (250 amino acids)
Source: RefSeq, a predicted model, not a curated record